Aphanomyces astaci is the source of this 219-nucleotide messenger RNA. RefSeq lists its product as hypothetical. The coding region runs from base 1 to 219 and encodes 72 amino acids. NCBI's taxonomy places the organism in Eukaryota, Oomycota, Saprolegniomycetes, Saprolegniales, Verrucalvaceae. The record is from RefSeq and is a predicted model, not a curated record. The transcript has 3 exons.
AUGCACACAAUUCCGGUGGUGGAGCGGCGGUCAGGCUUGGACGCCCAGCUGGCGUCACUGUACCCGGAGAUCCUGACGUCGGACCCAGUGAAGGUCAUGCCGGUGUUUAUGGCGCUUGGCACCAAGCAGGUAUGGCACUCGGGGAUCGUGGAGAUGCCGAGACAGGCGUUACCGGUAUACCUCCUGGUGUACCUUGGCUUGGUUCUCAUCGUGCCAUAG